This is a messenger RNA of Aspergillus vadensis CBS 113365, 1674 nucleotides long. RefSeq lists its product as uncharacterized. Bases 1 to 1365 code for a protein of 454 amino acids. The transcript has 5 exons. NCBI's taxonomy places the organism in Eukaryota, Fungi, Ascomycota, Eurotiomycetes, Eurotiales, Aspergillaceae. The record is from RefSeq and is a predicted model, not a curated record.
AUGAAAACCCUGAGUAUCUUAGUUGUAGAGGAUAGAGCACCUGCAGGAUCAAAUCUCAACACAGCAGAACCUCACUACCUGAAGCUGAGGAAUUGCGUUGAACUGAUAUGUAAUGAGCUUAUGGUUUAUAGUCUGAAUCUUAAGUACGCUAUACCCGUGAGACUCGGACACGAUUACAACGAGCCUUACUAUUCAGUACCUGCUCAGUGGGCACUAUACCUUUCGUCCAAUGAAGGUACAAAUGUAUUAUUGCCACUUUCAUUAUCAGUUCGAGGUCCAAAAAUAAACAAUGGGAAAUUGCCGAUAUCUUGUACCUCAAAUUGGAGGCCAUGUUCCAAAAGUUCAGGCUAUUACCGGUACUUCACGUGGCAGAUGUUGAAAUGCUUUUCUGUCAUGAUCCCGGCGAGUGGAGGCCACGCCGCUUUAACCCUGCUUGGAUACUCUAUGAUACUCCACUACAUGCAACAAGGUCAGGCGACUGCUUCAGCAGAGUAUGCGGGUGAUAUACGAGUGUUUACAUGGUUAUUGAGAAAGCCUUGCAAACUCGUUCGCCUGCAAGAUUUUACCUUGACUCACACAGGGACUGAGUCAGAAAAACAGUGUGAGCUUACGCGGAGCAUGAUCAGAAUAUUCUCCGAAAGAAGCAAAGAGCUGUCGUCUGAAGCCACCUCUUAUCCUGCUACCAGCGAGACUGGGGGCGACGAAGUUAGAGGUAUUGGAGAAGAUGAAGGAACUGCAUUUUGUAGUACUGAUAACAGGCUACAGUCCGCUGGGAUGAAGGGGUUCAAGGUAAAAGGAGAGCCGGAAGAGAAGAAUGAGCCAAAUACUCGCCGUGAAUACUCGAGUACGUCUCUAAUUUGGAAGAGUUACAAAGAACAAUUACAAAGGGGACUUUACAGGGUGAAUGAUAUGCCCAAGUGCUGUUUUAUGUCAUGCCCAAGACCACAGGAUGCGUUUUCGAAGUACUGUGAUGCACACUCUACAGCACUGAUUGAAUAUGUUGCGACGCACAAAAGCUGGCUCCCAACCACUGUCGAGUGGACGUCAUGCCCUACUCCAGACACGAGAAUUGAGCUGCAGCUUCUGAAGGCUUGGCACUCCCACAGUCCUGAAGAUGUCUGGAUUGUUGAUUUCGAAUUUGUUACUGUUGGUGGUACGGCCUCUCCUAUCCCAGUUCAGCUGGCAAUAAGGCAGAUAGACGGAGUUCUUCUUCUGGAGACCAAUGUUGACUAUUGCCUAUCAUUCGAUGAAUUCAGUGAUAAUAUUGGUCCACUGCGAACGGAGAGGUACCUCGUACCGCAAAUCCUUCAGAGGUGUUAUGGUUCCGGACCACGCACUAAUGGCCUCGCACCUACCGAAAUCUGAGCAAGGAUCUAUGAUCUGGGCUAUGAUCCCGGAAAGACGAAGAUCCUUUCCUGGUUCUCGGUUCAGGAUAUGCAAUGCUUUCAGAGGAUACUCCUCCAAGGAAAUGAUGUCAUAGUGCCCAAGGAAGGUCAUCAAACAUGCAAGAACUUUCAAGAGGUAGAUCUCGGCAUGCUCUGCAAAAAGUUACUUCCGCAUAGCUGGCCAUCGUUGAAAUUGGUGACCGUUCAUGGGAGUAUCAUGGCCAAGAAAGGACAAAGGGUAGACUCAGACUUGUACCAUAAUGCAAGUGGCGACACUGCGGCUGUGGUA